Stylophora pistillata is the source of this 2665-nucleotide messenger RNA. RefSeq names its product trace amine-associated receptor 9. Gene Ontology annotation, molecular function: G protein-coupled receptor activity. Lineage: Eukaryota; Metazoa; Cnidaria; Anthozoa; Scleractinia; Pocilloporidae. Gene Ontology annotation, cellular component: plasma membrane. The record is from RefSeq and is a predicted model, not a curated record. Gene Ontology annotation, biological process: G protein-coupled receptor signaling pathway.
GGGAAAGUGAUCUCUAGAAUUGGCGGAAAAAAGGGAAUUGAGCAUUUAGAUAGUGAUGCAGGGCACUGAAUGAGUCAACGUUUAAGGAUUUGAUUAACAGUAACAUCUAGCCGAACACUGGCCAAGCACUGGUAUUUCCAGAGAUGAACCAAACUGCGAAUUCAUCCAACUAUCUGACCAAAAUCUCGCAACUGGAGCUGACCAUAACGGUCAGUCUCUACGCUGUGUUAUUGUUAAUUGUUAUAACUGCUAAUGGACUCGUUCUCUCCGCGUUCUUAAUAAACAAACAUCUUCGCACGGCCACAAACACACUAGUAAUGGGAUUGGCCGUCAGUGAUAUUCUUGUCGGGUUUGUCUCAAUUCCCUGCUGGUUGCUCAUUUUUACGUCGUACCACGAGCAUUCCACGACCACCCAAACAACAUAUACUUUCUACAUUACGUUUGACAUUUUCAUCGGAGGAGCUUCCAUUCUGCAGUUAACAGCUCUGAGUGUCGAGCGUUGUCACGCAAUCGUCCGCCCAUUACGUCAUAGAACUCUGUCCAUAAAAGUUUUCUACGUCAUGAUCGCUAUACCAUGGUUAUACGCCGCCAUUAUUGCAAGUUUACAACCCGUGCAGUUUGCCGGUGAUUGGCAAGACGUUUACACACUUCUCGUGGCUUUCACGUGCUUUAUCAUCCCUUUUGUCGUCAUUUUCUUCGCUUAUUUAUUCAUCUAUCGUUUUGCUCGUAACCAGCCCGGAAAAAGGAGUAUUUGCCAGCACCGUGCAGUGAGGCAAGCUUACAAAAAAGACCUAAAGCUAUCUGUCACACUAGCACUCAUUACAGGACUCUUUGUUGCAGCUUGGCUGCCUCUUUUUGUCGUUACCAUGAUUGGUACGUAUUACCCACAACACCUUCCGCUCUCAACUCGUACUUACCGCGUGACUCAGCUCGUCAAAUUUUGUCACUAUGGCAACAGCGCGCUAAACCCAGUCGUGUAUGCCUUUAGGAAUAGUGAGAUGAUCGCCACAUUCCGUUACAUUGCACGUGCCUUGCUUUGUAAAGAACAUCAGGUUCCAAGCCCGCUCAGUAGAACAUCAUCUUUGGGAAAAUCGAGCUUACGAGGAAACUCAUUCACUGGUAGUCUAAGGAGGUCUUCGUUUAAAGGAGGAAGUCAUAGAGAAAAGAGCCCAUUAAAAAAGGAGGAGCUCGAGGGAGUCAACAACAGGCGCGAAAGAAAAUGUGAGAGCUUGGUAUUAAUGUAUUCCACCGUGUAGUUUAAAGAGCACGAAUUAUUAUAACAAAAGAUAUUAACCCUUUCGCUGGCAGGUUCCUGGGGACUCAAUAUUUUUCUAUGACGUAAGGCGACAAAUCCGGCCUCAGCUCAUCACAUUUUAAGUUCAACCCCAACAAACUAUAGAUCAUUUUAAUCAGCAGAAAAUUUACCCUCAUUUUAAGAUUAUUUUGUUACAUGUGGGUCCUUGUGCACAUAAUUUGAGACAAGAAAAGCAUGGCAUAACAAAAUGUUUGAAGAGUAUGUUGUUUUUCCUGCUCUACUAAGACAAGGCAUCAACAUACUUGUGAGCAUAACUUUUAUAUUAUGCAAAAGUGUAUUAUUUCAGGAACCAAACACUUUUUAUUUCAUUCAAUUAUCUUCAUUGCAACCAAAGUUAUGCCUUUUACUGUUCAUCAAGGUGCGCUUCGCAAUUUUCAAAAAUUAGAGGAUAUGUGAUAUUGCAGAACUAUACUUGAGUAACAACUAGCUAGCUUCACUUGAAAUCACCAAAAAACUAACCACAAAUGACACAAAGAACCAUAAAUGGACAAUAAGGUAAAAAUGGUUCUGUUCUGUUCUUAUAAAAAAAAAUUACAAUCCAUAGCAACCUUCAGGAGUGUAGGCACAGGAAAAAAUGCAGUAUGAAAUACUUGACGUACAUUCAAAGAUACAGUUCACAAGUCUAAAUAAGUGUCCUUUUCCCUCAAAAGAAACUUCGUUAGGAUCGUCCUCUAAAACAAUUCGCCGUGCCUCCUCGAGUGGAAUCCAUGCAGACGCCAUAUUUAAAAGGAUAGUACUGCGUGAGCAAAUUUUUUUCGCCAAAAACCGGUCAAAUUUAGCUAUAAACAGCGAGAAAUACGGCUACGAAUGAAGGAACGUGACUUGACAAACCAUAAUAAUGCUUACGAACUCAAAACAAUACUAUCUGGGGGUCCCCUGAGGUUUUUAGUAUGGAUAGUUACAGAGCGUACGAAUUCAUACGUUUGCCAGCGAAACAAGUUGAUCUAGAGCUUCAAAACUGCUGUACAUCGAUCGAUGUCUUGAGCAAAACUGGCCCCCUAAGUUUUAUUCAGUGCUGAUUAAAAAUAAAACACCUUUGAAGGACUAUCAAACGGAACGAUAGCUUCGUACAUUUGAGGAAAAUAUACAUUCUUAGAUUAGGUGAAAAACAUGUCAAAAUUUUAAAGUUAAUAUCAUUUUAAAGAUAAAUUAGUACAUAGCAUAGAAAAUUCAGAGAUGUUUAGUAUUUUUAAUUUAACGUUUUUUUUACCGUGGAAAAAUGGUGGAGCAUUCCUAGCAGAACAAUUGAAUGACAGAUGGGCUCAUAUCAUCCUUAUAUGCUCAAUAUAUAUAAGCAAAAUAUACAAUUGUCAUGGUAACAUUGUAAGAUUACAUAAGAUUUACAUCAUA